Molecule: messenger RNA, 8536 nt
Organism: Meleagris gallopavo (turkey)
Lineage: Eukaryota; Metazoa; Chordata; Aves; Galliformes; Phasianidae
Gene: PPP1R16B
Product: protein phosphatase 1 regulatory subunit 16B
Biological process (GO): establishment of endothelial barrier; regulation of sprouting angiogenesis
Cellular component (GO): cytoplasm
Molecular function (GO): myosin phosphatase regulator activity; protein binding; enzyme inhibitor activity
Source: RefSeq, a predicted model, not a curated record
UGAGAGGCAUUUCCUGCCCUUAUCUCUGCCACUCGAGGUAUUGUCAGCGCGCUUCAGAUCUGCAGCCCGUGUUACUGCAGUGGAGAUCGCCAGAAAAGAUACCUGCAGGAACGCCCACGUGGGCCAGAGCUGGGUUCAUUGGAAGUGGGAAGAGCUUCCCAGCAAAAUGCUGUGCUUGGGAUGGGUGUCGGUCUCCAAAUAAAGGGGUUUUGGGAAGAGGGCUGUUGAUGCCCACUAUGUGGUGCUGCUGCUGGAGGGCAUUUGGGGCAAGUCGUUGGAUUGCUUGGUGGGAUCUCUCUUAUGAUAAACUUCACAAGGUUUUGGGUUUGUACCUGCAUGGAACUGAAACAUUAUUAUAGCUAUUAUUAUUGUUAAUUUACUUUUGCAAUCUUGAGUUCUCAUGGGACAUAAACAGUUUUAUUUUUGUUCACGUCUAUUCCAAAACUGUCAAAAUAAGGUUUGUGGGGACUAGUGAAGCUGCCCUUGGCCUUCUCUUGGCCCUUUGCUGGAUGAAGUGACCUGCCUGUGUGCUCUGGCUGAGUUUGUUUGUUUUCAGUUUUCAAACCAAUUAUCUCAUAGAGGAAGUGGUAUGCCUCGCUGUCAGAAACGAGGUAUUUAUAGGUGAGGUCAGACCCCGGUGGAAAGUCUGUGGCAAUAUUUGAAAGGACUGGAUGUCUCUGCCUUGUGCCAUUUACUGAGAUGCAGUGGAUGUACUGCAUGGUUUGGACAUCUCCCAGCAGCUCCUCGGAGCUCUGAUAUUGUAUGUGGUUAUUUGUAGCUUGCUUCGAUUUGGUGUGGUACGCGUUCAGUGGGUCUACUUGGAAUGGAUUUGUUCAGUUCACUUGUGGCACUGACUUUAUUUCUUGUGCAUCUUUCCCUGUGGGGCUGACCCAUAAAUCUGGGGCAUGCUUCUUUCUGCUGUGGAGCAGAUGAUGGUGGCUGCCCGUGGGCCUCCUAGCUCACUGCUCUGUGGUGCUGCUGCUAAGUGAUCUCUGGUGUUGUGGUUGCACCAUGAGUCCAGGUCUGCACUAUAACUGUGCUCAUUGCUGUGAGCAUGGAGGCUGUACAGCAGAACUAGAAUGGGCUACGGUGUCGUGGAGAAAAUGUCUGGGAAAAACGAUGAACACCAAACCCCGUGUUUUUAAGUAGCUGAGGUAGUUAAAGUGUAGGUAAUACCUCCCCGGGAGCCACAUCCUAUCUGUCUGCCCUUGGUUAAGACUGGAGUAAGAAGGGGCCAAUGGGGUACAAGCUAUGCUUGUGGCAGAUAGAAACCUGCCUGGGGAUGUGUCUCUCCAGAGUUGUCUAGGGAAUGAUGUCUGUGAAAUGCUAUGGAAGAACUUCUUGUUAGUUCACUUAAGCUUUGUUCUGCUCAUGAAGGAGGGCUACCCUGAACUUCAGUCGUGAAUGUACUGUAUGUUAGAACUGCUACUUAGUCAAGAGGGUUUUGCUUGGGUAUUUGAAGUGGGUGAGAGGUGGAAUCACAAAGGCCGGUGAGAAGAAACAAGUGAUGAAAAUGCAAUUAAAUGAACCUUCUUUUGAGAUGGCUUCCACCAACUUCUCAUCAGACUGCGAUGGGCCCUUCCCAGAUUGGCCCCAGGAUGCUGGUAUAGCACCAGGCAGCCACGAUCCCGAGGACCUGUGGUAGGACACCAUUUCCAGCUGGGACGUCCUCUGGCCCCUCUUUCCCAGCAGAAGCGAUGGAUGCCCACGUGGACCUCCUGACAGAACUGCAGCUGCUGGACAAGGUGCCCACGCUGGAGAGGCUGCGGGCGGCCCAGAAGCGGAGGGCUCAGCAGCUGAAAAAAUGGGCACAGUACGAGAAGGAGAUGCAGCACAAGAAGCGGAAGCAUGAAAAGAAGAGAAAUGCUGUUAACCGGAAGAAAGUGUCUUUUGAAGCCAGUGUUGCCCUGCUGGAGGCUUCUCUGAGGAAUGACUUGGAGGAAGUGUGCUACCUGCUGAAGAGCAACAUCAGCCCUGACCUGUGCAACGAGGACGGACUGACCGCGCUGCACCAGUGCUGCAUAGACAACUAUGAAGAGAUUGUUAAGCUCCUCCUCAGCCAUGGGGCCAAUGUCAAUGCCAAGGACAACGAGCUGUGGACUCCCCUGCAUGCAGCAGCCACUUGUGGUCACAUCAACCUGGUGAAGAUCCUCAUCCAGCACGGAGCAGACCUGCUGGCAGUGAACGCGGAUGGCAACAUGCCCUAUGACCUCUGUGAGGAUGAGCCAACCCUGGAUGUCAUUGAGACGUGCAUGGCCUAUCAGGGAAUUACACAGGAAAAGAUCAAUGAGAUGCGAGCCGCCCCAGAGCAGGUCAUGAUCUGUGACAUUCAUGACAUACUUGCGACUGGCCAGGACCUGAACAGGACUGAUGCUCAAGGUGCCACGCUGCUGCACAUAGCCGCAGCCAAUGGUUAUCUGCAUGCAGCUGAAGUCCUUCUUGACCAGGGGGCAAGCCUGGAUGUGAAGGACUGGGAUGGCUGGGAACCUCUUCAUGCUGCAGCUUUCUGGGGACAGAUGCAGAUGGCUGAGUUACUCGUGUCCCAUGGGGCUAGCCUGAGUGCCAGGACAUCUUUGGAUGAGAUGCCAAUAGAUCUGUGUGAGGAGGAGGAAUUCAAAGUAUUACUUCUGGAGUUGAAACACAAGCACGAUGUGAUAAUGAAGUCUCAGAUGAGGCAUAAAUCCUCCCUGAGCCGAAGAACCUCCAGCACUGGCAGCCGGGGGAAGGUGGUAAGGAGGGCCAGCCUCUCCGACCGGACAAACCUCUACAGGAAGGAGUGCGAGAAAGAGGCCAUCGUGUGGCAGCAGCUGGGGGCAGCAGAAGAAGGAAGGAACUCGGGUCUCAUUGGAGAAAUUGGAGAGACUCGGUCUGACCAGGAGAACACAGACCCCAAUUCACUGCUGGAGAGCUCUUCCCUCUUUCCGGAGUUAGCAAACAAAAGCACCCAGUGUGACUCUGAAAUCCCCCUCCAGAAUGGACUCAUGGCCUCUGCCAGCACUUACCCAUACACCUUCUCCAACGGGGAUGUGUGGAGCAUGCACGCCGACCCUGAUGGUAACCCAGGCCACGUGCUGCCCUAUGGCAGCCCUGCGCUCCCCGACGCGCAGCAGUUUUGGGGUGCCUACAAGGAGCAGGGCCACCAGACGCUCUCUGAACUGAAGCGGCAGCGGGCUGCAGCCAAGCUCCUCAACCACCCCUUCCUCAGCACUCACUUUGGCAGUGGUGCGGGGGGAGUCGCCGAGAACGGGGGCGAGGCCAAGUCGCACCUCAUUGCAUCCAGGACUUCUCCGUACAGCUCCAAUGGGACCUCAGUGUAUUACACAGUGUCCAGUGGGGAGCCGCCCCUCUUGAAAUUCAAAGCUCCCAUGGAGGAAAUGGAAGAGAAGGUGCAUGGGUGCUGCAGGAUUUCCUAGUUCCACCUUUACUCACCUCGGAGGAAACGAGAAGGGAGUGGGCUGUAGGAUCUAUCGCCACGGCCAGGUUGUUUGCAUUCCAAGGGGAGAAUCUGGUUAUGGACAUCCUGACUGAGGCAGUCUCCUUCAUCUUGAGUUGUACUUUACCCUGCUAGCUACUUCCAUUGAAGUCAAGUGAGUAAUGCAGGUGGAGCAAGGCUCUCAGGAGAGGAAGGGAUACGCAUCAAUAUAAUUUAAAAAAAAAAAAGAUGCCUACGUCUUUCUCCCUGGGUAAGAAGGUGUGGUGCACUGUCUCCCCAUCCUUGGGAAGUCAGGGGAUAGCUUGGAAAGAAGAAGUGAUCUGAAUUAAAAUCUUUGCAUCUGAGCCUCUUGCUGCUGCAAGCAACCGAGCUUCCUGUGGGUAACAGUUCAGACCUGAAUUUUCACUCUUAAGUGAUGCACGUUUCUGCAGGGAGAGGUCAGCCCUACGGGAUGUUUGCAAGUGGACAGAGCUGUUUUCCGUGCAUCUGGAUCCUGCAUCUACAGGGGCUGAGCAACAAGCAAGUGUAGAUACUACAUGUAGAUACUAUACUUGCAGUAGGAAGUUUGCAGGGUGUCUCCUUGCAGUGACAGCUCACCAUCAGAAACUGCGUGCUGGCUGGGUCUUGUUCUGCUCAUCGAAACUCACGCUGCAGACUGCAUCAGGUUUAAAGCAGAACUCUUCCUGGAGCAGGCGUCACUCAGCAGGCUUUACAACUGACGUUGCAAUAAGGGGCCCUGGCAAUAGAAUUUUACUGCAAUAAAAUACUGACAAAGGUCUAUAUUGGGAUAAGUAAUUUAAAACACUUAUUUGUACUAUUUAGACUUCAAUUUGUUUAAAACUGAAAGGACUUUUGCUGAUCUCACUUUCCUAUUGAUUGUUUGUUUACUCUCUGUAUCUCUGUGCUCAGCACAGAUACUUGGGGCUGUGUGCUUUGUGUUCUGACUUUUCUGGAUUUCCAGAACCACAGGGCUUGGGAGCGGCGAAGAGGAAGGGCUUGCCUACACUAAUCCAGAAAAGCCUGAAAGCAUUUCUAAUCUCUGUAGGUGUUACCUUGUGUUAACCUAAAGUCUUUGGCUGAUGAGUAACUUAAAUCAUUGCUUUGGUAGUUGAACAUUGCAGCGGGACAGGAAACUUUUUUGCCUUUAUUUCUAGCUUCCAUGCUGAAGUCAUCAGCAUCCAUCAGAACAAGGCUUGAGUGCCUCUGUAUGUCAGGGAGUCAGCAUGCAGCACUUAGCGAAGCCUCUGCUGCAGGGAGGUGGGCACAUCAACACUGGUGUUUGAAUGCAGUUUAUGUUAAUUCAGACACACAUGAGAAACUCCUGUGUGGUAUGACGUGCAGUUUUGGUAUUGGCUUCUCCAGCAAGUGAAAGUUUCGGCAUACCUUGUGGGGGUGAAGGAAAAAUGGCCACAGUUGAGCUAACGAGUUCCAUCCGCAGGAGCAGUUGUUUGUAAACGUUCAACCCUCUUUCUGCACAGAGGAGCUAUUGCACACAUCAGUGUUUGCCUGCAUGACUAUGAGUAGCCUUGAGCAGCUGAAAUCCCGAGUUGAGCACAGCCUGUCUGGGUCUCUGUAAGCCAGCAGUGGAUUGAAUCCUGCUUGCAGAGGUGCUGUUGUGCUUCAGCCAAGCAACAGAGAAUGCAUCUUCCACCCAUCAGCCUUUUAGCUGCAGUUGUUAGACAUCAGUGUAACAUUCCUCCCCUCCACAGCUUUAGGAGCAAACUGGAAAAUUGCAGCAGUUGGUCUGACAUCUUUUUUUCUUUCUUUUUUCUUUUUUUUUUUUUUGUAACUUCCAUUCAGUUAAAGGCAAAGGGAUUCUUUGUAUGUUUGAAACAGAGAAGUUGGGCUUUUUCUAACACAGCACCAGGCAGCUUGCACUGCUGAGCUCCUCUGUGACUGGAACACAUCAUAUAAGACCAGGAAAUACUUCUUGUGCUUAACUUCAAGGGAAAAUAAAAGCCACUCUCUGGUAGAAAGAGGGUAAUUUGGUAACUGGGCAGACUUUUCAGCAUCUGUGUUUCAUUAACAGUGGGUCUUCUGAUCAGCUAGAGAAAAUCCAUCUGAGAUGGUAUCGAGUGUAGCUGCGUGUCACUGUAUGGGGGAAGAUGAUCCUUCAGGUGCCUCUGCUCUCGCAUGGUGCUGGGGAUUGUCUCCUCACAUCCAUCCCCCUGAGAAUUCUGGACUGUGUACAAAUUUUUGGUGCUGCUACUCACUAGGUGCAAAAUACAUGGUGCAAAUUCAGCCCAGCUGAUGCCUUCCUUCGUUGUUGGGCCAUUCUCCUUCUCAGAGCAGUUUUGUACUAUCGAGUGUAUUGAAUCCUCUGUAACUCCAUGCAAAUGAAAAGGAGGUGCUUGAAUGCAGCGGUGCAAAGUAGUUUGAAGUUUGCUUUCUCUGAGAGCUGCUGAUAAAUAGAAGCUGUAGGAAGCCAGUCCAUUUUAGACCAAUAGAUUUUAGUUAAUUGCUAUUUCACUCUGUUUAUAUGUGAAACCCCGGGAAUUCUUAAUUCUAACUGUGAUCUUGAGCAAACCAGCAAUUGAUUUACUGUCAGGAGAAAGAUGCUACAGGUUCUAGAUUAUUCAUCAUCCCUUUAAUUAGGCUUUGUGUUGUGGCCAAUUGUAAAAUUGGCCAUAAUAAACUCUUCCAGCAUUACCACUGCAAGGUAACAUGCUCACUGAAGUCUGGUGCUGUCUGGUUGGAUGGAAUCAGUUCUCAUUUAGAUGGCACAGUCAGUAUUGAAAAAUGCUCCAGGAUUUGUUUCUUAGCCACGUCUUUAUCUUCCUCUGGCUUUGGGCUGAAGUUGCAUCAGGGUAGGAUUUGGGAGGACUGUGGAACAGUGACCUAAGGUAGAUAAGCACCUUUGUGUCAGUGACAUUCUGGAUGUAACAGUCAGUGCCUGCGGAGCACUGGCAAAUAAGCUCAGGGAAGGCUGACAGUUCUGCCUGCAGAGCUGCUGGUUGUAGGUCUGGGAUGAGUGAUUGUGUAAAACGGGUAUUCAGCCUGCUUCUGGCAGCGUGUUUUGGAGAGGCUGACUUUGGGGGGGAUUAAUAAACGUGCAGAAGUUCUUAUAUGUGCAUUGUAGGAGCUCACCUCUAGGAGCAGGGCUCUUAAUAGUAAAACUUAGCAGUGUUGUAACUGUAGUGCUUUCUGUAUCUGUGUUUGAAUAAAGGCUAUCCUAGUGCAAUGGUCUGAAGUACAUAGCAGAAGGCGCUUUGGCUAAUUCACUAGAUCUUCGUUUUGCUAAAAAGCCGUGGACGCUAUGAAUUGUGUUGAUUGGCAUAUCAAGCACUCGGCUUAUGAGAGGAAGAUAUAGAGGUUUUACACUAUAAUCAGUGACUCUAGGUUCAAUAAUGCUCUAAAUACAGAUUCAAGGUCAGAUCAGAGUCACACUUUCAUCAACAGUAGCCUAAGGUUGUGGUGGUUCAUGAAGGCCACGCAAAGAUCUGAGGAGUGCAGUGCUGGCCUGCUGUAGGUGGAGCUGCAUAAGGGAAUGACCUCCCUACUUGCAGAAUCUUCCUUGCUUUCUACGUUGAAAUACUUAACUGCAAAAAAAGUGUCUCUCAAAAUAGCAUCUCUGUUUUACUACGCUCAACUGAGGAAGUCCCAGCAAUGAAAUGUCAGAUAAGGGCUUAAGCACUAUUGCUGGGAUCUGUGUGACUUCAGGCCUGGAUCUGUGCUUGGCAUACCCAGUGAUGUGAUUUUAGCUCAGUGUCACUUCUGUGGUGCUCUGGAAUCCUACAACCCUCUGUUCAGCCAAGAAAGGACUCCAGCUGGUGGGAUGCUGUAGCAGAUGUGGUUGGGCACCAGAGGCUGAGGAACUCCUGGUAGGGAAGGAGCAGAGCAUGGCAGGGCAGUGGCAAUAAGGAAUCGGUGCAAUCCGUGGCAGAGGCAGUGAAUUCUCUGGUGCACUGAGCAAGGUCUUAUUUCAUGGGGUUGCAGAUGAAAGCACUUAUGAUCUCUCAGCUGGCUUUACAAGUUUUGUUUGGUGUGCUUUUAGUUUAAUCUUGGACCUCUGGUUAUCCAAAUCUUGCACACUGAAACGUAGCUGGCAGUACCCUGAAAUAAGAAUAACUUAACUGAGAAAGCAACAGCACUGGUCUGUGGUGAGCCGUGGAUUAACUGUCGUGCAUCUGCUGGAAGAUGUCCUCCCUGUGUCUGGGUAUUUCUGUGCCUUAUAUUUGCUAAAAUUACUCUGUUGUUGGUCUCUGGAAUGCUUGCAGUGACUGUGUGGUGCUGUUUGCUAUUGCAAGGGAAAGCAGUUCAGAGCCAGAUAUUGAAGCUUUUGUUUAUUUGUUUCUCCCAUGAUCACUUCAUAAUACCCAGAAUGAAAAUGAUCAGGAUAAUUUAACAAAUCUUUUUGACCUCUUUCAGUAUAGCAGCUCUCCCUAGGCAGAAUCCAACACGUGCUCAGAGUGCUGUUAAUAUCUGGAGUUUUGUUUUCUUUCUCUGUGGCCGUACAGCAGAACCGGUUGUUCUUUGGCUGUGUUCAUCCUGCCCAAACAGGCACUGGGCUGCAGUCCCCCCGCAUCAUCCGGGUACCGCUGGGCUCUUCAGGCAACGUCUGACCCAGAACAUCACGCUGCAUUCCAGCUGUGGUGGAGGAGACAACGCUCGAGGAGCGUGUUCUGACCUCACCAACACACUGACCUCCACCGGGAGAGAGAUACGGGUUUUACAGCAGUGCAAAAGCAGCCUUGGCACUGCAGCACAGGGCGCCUUCUGCAAUAACCCUCACCCCAUCCACCCGCUGCAGAGCGUACAGACCCAGCCGACCAGGUGUACUUUAUGUGAGAAGAAGAACGUGAGGACUGUAUAUUGUAUUAGCAGCUUUGUGUAUAAAAUGGCAUUUUGGCAAUCAGAGUCUAAUAUAUUUAAAACUUUUUUUUUUAAAGGAUAUUUGAUAUUGUAUGGAGCUGACUUUAUUGUUACUGUAAGUAUGAAGAGAUGGUUUCUUAACGUGUUGAAGCAACGCAUAAAAUCUUAAAUUUUAUGUAAAACUCAUGCCAAAAGGGUAUGUCUGACAGUAUUAGCACUGACCUGCGUCUUUAAUAGAGAUUGAAUUUUUUAAUUUAAAAACAUAUAUAUAUUAAAUUUCUUUUAAUAACA